Messenger RNA from Phycomyces blakesleeanus NRRL 1555(-), 201 nucleotides. RefSeq lists its product as hypothetical. Lineage: Eukaryota; Fungi; Mucoromycota; Mucoromycetes; Mucorales; Phycomycetaceae. Bases 1 to 201 code for a protein of 66 amino acids. The transcript has 2 exons. The record is from RefSeq and is a predicted model, not a curated record.
AUGCACAAACCAAUCAGAGCAAUCGCGUCCCUUGGUCUGAUUUUCUUAAUUGCCUGUUGCAGUCUCGUCGUGGUUGCCCUCAAUGCCGUUGUUGUCAAAGUCCGCCCACCACCAGACCCAGGUGUACUUCCACCUCUACUCAUCCUAGGUGUCUGCACUCUCGCUGCUCCCUCACAGCAUUGUGGAUCUGGGCCACACUAA